Hyaloscypha bicolor E is the source of this 2377-nucleotide messenger RNA. RefSeq names its product cytochrome P450 monooxygenase-like protein. Gene Ontology annotation, molecular function: iron ion binding; heme binding; monooxygenase activity. NCBI's taxonomy places the organism in Eukaryota, Fungi, Ascomycota, Leotiomycetes, Helotiales, Hyaloscyphaceae. The transcript is spliced from 3 exons. The coding region runs from base 307 to 1920 and encodes 537 amino acids. The record is from RefSeq and is a predicted model, not a curated record.
CAUCCGUCUUUCCUACAAGUUUUAGAAGCUUAUAUACUCUUCUUUCUUUCGUGCUGCCUAAACGUUGCGACUUUACACUAACCAAGUCAAGUAACCAACAUGCUAACCCUAGCCUCGGCCUCUCAUAAAACGCGUACACUUAAAUAGGCUGAACAUUUGGUGUGUUUGGCGUCGCAUAUGCCAGGACGCUGGACGUCUUUUAAUCUGAAGCCUUCUCUCAAUUUAUUAUUAUGAUUAAAAAGGGGGUUGUUAUCCUUAUCAUCAGAAAACACACUUUCCUCAUCUCACCACGAAACCGAAGCCAACAUGACUAACUUCAAGAUAACGUUCGCUGUCACGAGCGUCAUGACAGCCAUCGUGGUGGCCUCAGCACCUCAACUCCUACCGGAACGCUUCUCACGAGCCGUAGUCCGAUUCCUCGUCUACGACCUCGUCCUCGCACUCUUCUACACUGUCUUCAUCUGGCCCUUCCUCUUCAGCCCGCUCCGACACAUUCCGGGACCCACUAGCUACAACCUCCUCUACGGUAACGGCACAGCGCAAUUCUCCAAACCUCCCGGCCAGGAAAUGCUUAAUUGGGUACAAGACAUUCCCAACAACGGCCUCAUCUGCUUCCGCGGCUUCUUCAACCAACAUCGCCUCAUCCCCACCUCGCCUGAGACCCUGAAAUCCGUACUCUCCGACAACUCUUAUGAUUUCGAGAAACCCCUGUCGAUCCGGAAAUUCUUGGUCAAGAUUCUCGGCGCCGGAUUGAUUCUUGUGGAAGGCGACGUGCAUAAAUUCCAAAGGAAGAACGUGCUGCCCAGUUUCCAGCUGAAGCAUAUCAAAGAACUGUAUCCCGUGUUUUGGGGCAAGAGUCGCGGGUUAGUGGAAGGGAUUGAGAAAGAGUUAGCCGCGAGCGGGAAUCCGGAAGACCACGUCGUGGAGUUCGGAGAAUGGGCGACUCGGGUAACGCUCGAUAUCAUCGGGCUUGCCGGGAUGGGCAGGGACUUCAAUGCUGUGCGGAACGACGAUGAUCCCUUGGUUCAUGCGUACAAUGAGCUCCUAGAGCCGACGGUGGAGCGAGCGAUUUACUUUGCAGCGAAUAUUAUUGGGCCCCAGGAUCUGGUGCAGAAGCUGCCGAUUAACCAGAAUAAGCUGUUGAGGGAGACGACAGGGAAAUUGAAGUAUUUUUGUUUGCAGACUGUUAGGGAUAGGAGGGAGAAGGCAAAAUUAAAGGGGGAAAGAGGGAAUGAUAUUCUGAGUCUUUUGAUUGAGACGAAUAAUUUCAGUGACAAGGAGUUGGUGGAUCAGAUGUUAACUUUCCUUGCUGCUGGCCAUGAAACAACAAGCAGCGCCCUAACAUGGGCCGUCUGGCUCCUAGCCACAAACCCAGGCUGGCAAACCCAGCUCCGUGACGAGAUCCGCGAGCAUCUCCCCUCCAUAACCUCAACCGAGCUUCCCAGCGACGCCGAGAUCGAAGCCGUGCCCAUCCUCAAUGCUGUCGUGAACGAGACGCUACGUCUCUACCCCACGGUUCCUCUCACCAUCCGCCAAGCUACGCGCGAUACUUAUAUCGGAUCUCAACCGAUCGCCAAAGGAACCCGUGUCCUGCUCGUCCCGUGGGCUAUCAACCGCAGUAAACACCUCUGGGGCGAAGAAGCUGAGAAGUUUCUCCCGGGGCGGUGGUUACAGCCUGGAACUGCAAAUACGGGUGGUGCGAAGAGCAACUACGCGCAGAUUACGUUCUUGCAUGGACCGAGGAGUUGUAUAGGCAUGGGGUUUGCGAAGUCGGAGUUUAAGUGCAUGCUUGCUGCUGUGGCAGGGAGAUUCGAGUUGAAGAUGGUGGACCCGAAUGAGAAGGUUUGGCCGGCGGGCGUGAUUACUACCAAGCCGGUGCAUGGGAUGCAUGUGAAAAUGAAGAGAAUUGAGGGGUGGUAGGAUUUAAUUUUUGGAUAGGGCAGGAGAAAGGAGUUCUAGCAUAUAUGAACUCUCAUUGCAAUGUAUUUCCCAUCUUGGAAGGCUUCCCCAUCUAUGGUACCGGAGACGUAGCAUGGCCUUACCAAGUAAAAGGCAUUCCGGUGGGAGUGUCGGCAAUUGGUCAAGUCUGCAGUCAUUACACCAGAUUCCCGCAAGAGAAAUGGCACUUCACCAUCCCGUGCCAAAAGAUGACAUCAUUAGGAAGACGGCAAAUGCUCCGAGGCCCAUCCGGCCUCGUUCUAUGAUGAAGAAUCGAGUGUGUUCAAUCGUUGGCCGAAUCAAAAUUUCACAGUGGUGUUUCAAGCUUGGAUGUAUUUGCUCAGUUCCCGCAGGCUGUACUGGCGCUGUAGCUCCUUUGUCAUACUUUGUAAUCCGAAGUACCCAAAGUCGGUUUCGUCCAGUGUGUCAAAAAAAAAAU